AUGCAAACACAGUUAUCCUCGGUCGUGGAUGUCGGCAGGGUUUCAUACCUCAACCCAACUGGGUAUGUCGAUCUGGCCAACCGCACCCUGAACGGGCGGCUGGAUUCGGUGGCUGGCAAGGUUGCAGGUCUGCUGGACAACGGCAACGAUACUUCCAGUUUCUUUUUUCAGAGCCUCGCCGAAAUUCUGGAAACCGAUUACGGCGUGGCCAAAGUCGUUUUGCAAACCAAAUUUACUUCGACUCGGCCGGCCGAACCGAACAUCAUCAGCCAGAUGGGAGCGGAGUCGGACUUCCUCAUCGCCGGCGUAGCGCUUUGAGGGUCCUGUACGUCGGGCAGUGU
Messenger RNA from Geodia barretti, 341 nucleotides. The record is from the annotation of a GenBank genome assembly. Lineage: Eukaryota; Metazoa; Porifera; Demospongiae; Tetractinellida; Geodiidae.